AUGUACCAGAGUCUGUCCCUGUCCUCCAGCGGGUCCCCGUACCACCACGACCCCGGGACCUACCUGCACCCGGCGGCCAGCUCCCCGGUCUACGUGCCGACCCCCCGGGUCCCGGCCAUGCUGCCCUACCUGCAGACCUGCGACUCGGCCCACCAGAGCCCCGGGCUGGGCGGGCCCCACGGCUGGCCCCAGACCUCCGGGGACAGUUCCUGCUUCUCCCCCAGCAGCCCGCACCCUCCGCACGGCUUCUACUCCCACAGCCCGCCGGGCGGCGGGGCCCCGGGCCGGGAGCCGGCCUACCAGAGCCCGCUGGUCCUCGGGAACAGCUCCCGGGCCGCGGAGCAGUACGGAGGCGCCCUGGUGCGCUCCGUGGGGGGCUCCUACUCCUCCGGGCCCUACUCCGCCUACAUGAGCCCCGAGAUGGCCACGUCCUCCUGGACCCCGGGGCCCUUCGAGAGCGGCGUGAUCAGCCUGCAGGGCCGCCACGGAGGCCUGUCCGGGAGGAGGUCCAGUCUGGACCUGAUCGAUGACUUGGCCUCGGAGGGCAGAGAGUGCGUGAACUGCGGCUCGGUGUCGACGCCGCUGUGGCGCCGCGACGGGACGGGACACUACCUCUGCAACGCCUGCGGACUCUACCACAAGAUGAACGGCAUCAACAGGCCGCUCAUCAAACCACAGAAACGCCUGCAGACCACGUCCCGGCGGGCCGGACUCUGCUGCACCAACUGCCACACCAGCACCACCACGCUGUGGAGACGCAGCGCCGAGGGCGAGCCGGUCUGCAACGCCUGUGGCCUCUACAUGAAGCUGCACGGGGUGCCCAGACCUUUGGCCAUGAAGAAGGAGAGCAUUCAGACCAGAAAACGCAAACCCAAGAUGGCCAAGAAUAAAUCAGCCAUAGGAUCCAUCAGCUCUGAGACCAGCUCCCAGACCUCCCAGUCCAUCUCAGAACACGCCUCCACCAUAAAGAGUGAACCCAGCAUGGCCCCGUCCCCCUUCGCUGGGCAGACCGUCACCUCCGCCACUCAGACAGCGUCUCAGCUGGACAGCACAGUUCCAGACCACGUUGAUAUUAAAUAUGAGGAUUAUCCCUUCACCCCCUCCUCCAUGGCCCCCCAGAACUCCUGGUGCGCUCUGUCUCAAGCCUGA
Messenger RNA from Centropristis striata (black sea bass), 1149 nucleotides. RefSeq names its product GATA binding protein 5 (gene gata5). Gene Ontology annotation, molecular function: DNA-binding transcription factor activity, RNA polymerase II-specific; zinc ion binding; RNA polymerase II cis-regulatory region sequence-specific DNA binding. Gene Ontology annotation, biological process: negative regulation of transcription by RNA polymerase II; cardiac muscle tissue development; cell fate commitment. NCBI's taxonomy places the organism in Eukaryota, Metazoa, Chordata, Actinopteri, Perciformes, Serranidae. The coding region runs from base 1 to 1149 and encodes 382 amino acids. The record is from RefSeq and is a predicted model, not a curated record. Gene Ontology annotation, cellular component: nucleus. The transcript is spliced from 6 exons.